This is a messenger RNA of Paramisgurnus dabryanus, 1008 nucleotides long. The record is from RefSeq and is a predicted model, not a curated record. NCBI's taxonomy places the organism in Eukaryota, Metazoa, Chordata, Actinopteri, Cypriniformes, Cobitidae.
GUCUGUGGGCCGUGACAGGUCAACUAGUCGUGAGUAUCUUUCAUAGCAAAAUAUUGCAGCCAGGUCACUAGGAGUAUUGUUCAUGACUGACUGAUGUUUCUGAAUAUGUGUCGCUUAGGUACAUCUAGGUCUGUGGGCCGUGACAGGUCAACUAGUCGUACAUCUAGGUCUGUGGGCCGUGACAAGUCAACUUGUGGUUUGUCAAGGUCCAGUUCUAUGAGCCGGGACAGUUCAAGUAGUCGUUCGUCCACGUCCGUGGGCCAGGACAGUUUAAGUAGUGUACCCAGGUCCCAGGCUGUGGAGAGCAAGUCCAUAGAUGGUCUUACACAUGAAAGUUCCAAAUACAAUAGGACUGUGCCAACCACAUUCCCGAUGUCAGAAGCGAAAUUCCAAAAAAUAGUACUCACAAAGCUGGUGACUCUGACUGAUGAAGUCAAAAAACUGCAGAGGAGCAUGCCUCACUCUGGAAUUGAAAUAACAAGGAUGGACACCUUGGAAGAGUUCCAGAGGGAGGAGGCUUCUCUUCAGGAAACAACUAAAUUUGAAACCUUGGUUUGUCAGCUGGCAAGAGUGGGGGGUAAAGACAUUAAAGACUGCACGUACAAAAUGUUGGACAGGCUCCUCACCAAUCAACUGAUGACCCUUUUCAACAUGAAGGGGAAGGGCAAAAAAGAGAAAAUGCGAUUUGAAGGCACAAAAUUGUUUUCAGCAAUAAAAGCUGCUGUCAUGAAAUGGGAUAAGGCAGCAACAGAGGCCCAAAUAAAGUCUGCUGCAGCCGAUCAUCUUAAGCAUGCCCCCGGGAGAGUCGGGGGUGGUGGCUAUAAAUGAGUUUUUUACCUUAGCAGCCACAUUUAGUUAAUUGUUACUUUAGUGAUAUGUUGUACUCCAUAAUUUAUGUUAAAGUAUUAUAGUGGAAGUGUGUGAAUUGAUAUUUUUACUUUUCUGCCUUUUUAUGCUUUAUUGUGUUAAUUUAUACUUUACUGUUCUCCCUGUUACGUUUUGGUCCAG